Molecule: messenger RNA, 3152 nt
Organism: Trichosurus vulpecula (common brushtail)
Lineage: Eukaryota; Metazoa; Chordata; Mammalia; Diprotodontia; Phalangeridae
Gene: CPNE4
Product: copine 4
Exons: 15
Coding region: 1-1512 (503 amino acids)
Biological process (GO): cellular response to calcium ion
Cellular component (GO): plasma membrane
Molecular function (GO): calcium-dependent phospholipid binding
Source: RefSeq, a predicted model, not a curated record
AUGAACAAGGCAGAGAUGGUGGACAGAACAGAAGUGAUUCGAACCUGCAUCAAUCCUGUUUACUCUAAGUUGUUUACGGUGGACUUUUACUUUGAAGAAGUACAGAGGCUGCGGUUCGAAGUCCAUGAUAUCAGCAGCAAUCACAAUGGACUAAAGGAAGCCGACUUUCUUGGUGGCAUGGAGUGUACCCUCGGACAGAUCGUUUCACAGAGGAAGCUGUCCAAAUCCUUACUGAAGCAUGGAAACACUGCAGGAAAGUCUUCCAUAACGGUGAUUGCUGAGGAGCUCUCCGGUAAUGAUGACUAUGUCGAACUGGCAUUCAGUGCACGGAAGUUGGAUGACAAGGAUUUCUUCAGCAAGUCUGAUCCAUUUCUGGAGAUCUUCCGCAUGAAUGAUGAUGCUACUCAACAGCUUGUGCACAGGACUGAGGUUGUGAUGAAUAACUUAAGCCCGGCUUGGAAAUCAUUCAAAGUCUCUGUAAAUUCUCUGUGCAGUGGAGACCAGGACCGUCGACUGAAGUGCAUCGUCUGGGACUGGGACUCCAACGGCAAGCAUGACUUCAUUGGAGAAUUCACCUCGACUUUCAAGGAGAUGAGAGGAGCGAUGGAAGGGAAACAAGUACAGUGGGAGUGCAUAAAUCCAAAGUACAAAGCCAAGAAGAAGAAUUACAAGAACUCGGGCAUGGUUAUUCUGAACCAAUGCAAGAUCCACAAGAUGCACUCCUUCUUAGAUUACAUCAUGGGUGGAUGCCAAAUCCAGUUUACAGUAGCAAUAGACUUCACUGCAUCCAAUGGGGAUCCCAGGAACAGCUGUUCACUGCACUAUAUCCAUCCUUACCAACCCAACGAAUACCUGAAAGCCUUGGUAGCUGUUGGGGAGAUCUGCCAAGACUAUGACAGUGACAAAAUGUUUCCAGCUUUUGGUUUUGGAGCCAGGAUACCUCCAGAGUACACGGUCUCUCAUGACUUUGCAAUCAAUUUUAAUGAAGACAAUCCAGAAUGUGCAGGAAUCCAAGGAGUUGUUGAAGCUUACCAGAGCUGCCUCCCUAAGCUACAACUCUAUGGGCCUACCAACAUUGCCCCUAUUAUCCAAAAGGUGGCCAAGUCUGCAUCCGAGGAGACCAACACCAAGGAGGCAUCGCAAUAUUUCAUCCUGCUGAUCCUGACAGAUGGCGUCAUCACAGACAUGGCUGACACCAGGGAGGCCAUCGUCCACGCCUCCCACCUCCCCAUGUCCGUCAUCAUAGUCGGUGUUGGCAAUGCCGACUUCAGCGAUAUGCAGAUGCUGGAUGGGGAUGACGGGAUCCUGAGGUCCCCCAAAGGAGAGCCUGUCCUCCGAGAUAUCGUCCAGUUUGUGCCAUUCCGGAACUUUAAACAUGCAUCUCCAGCGGCACUUGCAAAGAGUGUUUUGGCUGAAGUUCCAAAUCAAGUCGUGGACUAUUACAACGGCAAAGGAAUCAAACCCAAAUGUUCCUCAGAUAUGUAUGAGUCUUCCAGGACACUAGCACCAUGAACUUCUCCAUACUUUUACAGAGUUCUCAAAUAUUAUUCCUGCUAAUACUUAAUAUUCCUACUACUCCAGUACUUAAAAAAAAUUAAAAUAGCACGUUUUGGUGAUUUUUAACUGACAUUUUUUUUCUGCAUGUGUAGCCCCAAGGCUUGGAUCUGUUAAGCAGUUGUAUUGUUGAAGACUUUUUAUGAAAAAAAAAAAGAAUUUACUCUUUACAUUACACAGCAUGUCGCCUUGAAAUAAAAUGGUAUCUGUAUCUGUUUUUUAUACAGGUUUGUUGAAAUUUUGCUAAAUUUCUUAUUAUCUUUACACUGUAAAGCAUUUUGAAAUAUUUAUUGAGCAUCGAUAGCCAAAAAAAGUAUUUGGUUUCCUCUGCUAAAGGAUGAAAGAUUUUUUCAAAAUGGCAGAUGCAUGGACUGUAUUUUGCAUGUUUCCAAUAAAAAUAAUACCAUUUUGCAGUUGUUGUCUAUGAUUCUUCCCUGCCAAGAUUGGUUUGUUCUUGCCAGGCUCUGCUUAGGGAAGGGAGUGACACAGAGAGGCACAGAUUUCAGGAAGUAGCCCUGGGUCUUCUAAAAGACUUUGGGGGCCGAAUGGGAAGAUCAUCUCAGGCAGGACAUUUCUAUACUGCUUGAGAAGUACGCCGUCUCUCAUCAUCUCAUAGCAGCAAAAUGACCAUAGCAAACUACAAAGAUGUGAGAAUGAAGGAAGGAGACUGAAUCCACCAGGUCUACGCUACAAUGUCUCAUUGUUUCAUCACUACAUCUCCCACUAAAGAAUAGAGAAGCUUGGCCCAGCCCUGUCCCUCGUGUUAACUGACCUGCAGGGAUGGUUCCAUCUUUAUGUCAGCCCCCAGAAAACAAAGUUGUCUAGAUCUCAAUGGACCCUGCCGAUUCAACUCUCAGAUAAUGAGGCUGUGUAAUAGGACUCCAAGGCCUACGUAGACCUCACUUGCCCUAGCCUGGGUGUAUUUGUGAGGUUGUUAGGUUGGUUUUGCCCCUUCACUCAGAGUGAUAAAUUCUGUUUGGAGAAAUUACCCAAAAGCAUCAAGAUGCUGGGGGGAGGGGUAAUGCUUCCUUGGUUUUUUAUCUGGACUGUUUUUAGCCAUAAAUUUGAAUGUUUUAUUUCUAUAAAUCUCAUGGAGUCACCACAUCUGAUUGAAUCCCAGCUCUUCCAUGAACUAUCCGUGUAAUUUGGGGCAAGUUAAUUAGGCUCUCUGGCCUUUCCUCAACUAUAAAGCAAGGCAAUAGGACCUCAUGCCUCUGAGAUCUCUUCCUUCGAUCUAUUCCUCUCAUGGAGAGGAGGGGCAGGUGCUUUAUAAGCAUGGACAGAAGAAGGUGCAAAUGGUUUUCCUUUGGAAGGAUGAGGAAAUAAAUUUCAAGUCCGUAUUAAGCAUUAUUAUUAUUAUCAUUAUUAUUAUUAUUUUGUGUAUGUUUUGGUUUGCUGUUACUUGUUUUUUUAAAUGGGUAAAUCAGAGAGCUGUGUGAUCUACACUGUCUUCCCCGUAGCUCCAACUCUGCAAAUACAUGUCAGCCAAACGCACAACAUUUUGGGAAUGAUGGUGAAAUGUUUGACUGAAAAAAAGAUCAUAAAUAUUUAAACUGUAUUGUUUUAUGAAUAAAUUGGGUACUACAACAUCUCUUUUU